Molecule: messenger RNA, 810 nt
Organism: Pyricularia pennisetigena
Lineage: Eukaryota; Fungi; Ascomycota; Sordariomycetes; Magnaporthales; Pyriculariaceae
Exons: 1
Coding region: 1-810 (269 amino acids)
Source: RefSeq, a predicted model, not a curated record
AUGUCGUCUUCCUUCAUCAACGGCACUUACUUGCCUGGCAGCGUUCACAGCGCCAACACUUCAAAGAAGGUCACUCAACACAGGUCAUCACCGUACCUCAGCAUCCAAAACAGCAGCGCCAUGGGUAGCUCCUGGCCCCCAACUCAACUUCAUCUGCGGGAAAUAAUGACCCCGGACUACGACAACGACAUUCCAAUCUUGGAGCGCAACCUUGACUUCAUCGACGACGACCCGCUUACAUACUUCCUCACCCCAACAAAGGAAGAGGAUGACCCGAUGAUGGACUUUGACGCCGGGAUCGAUGGCUCCUCGGCCGACAUGAUCCGCUCCGUCAGCCCCUCGCAGCUCGACGGCGGCAAGAAGAGCAGCAGCAACGCCACCAGCAGUAGCAGCAGCAGCAGUCCAUUCGCCCGGCCGCCAACGCCACCACGCUCACCGCCGGGGCUGGGCGAGUCGACUGACGAGGAGAUGGACGACGACGAGGACGAGUACAUCCGCCUCGGGUCGAGGAGCCAAGCCCUGCUCCCGCUGUCGCUGAGCGACUUUUCCAAGGAGCAGGCCCUGCUGAGGACGGCAUCGUUCCCAGGCCGUUCGCAGCGCGGCCGCAGGGUCACCUACACUGCCAACUCGAGCCGGAGGAGGCUGUCGCCCCGGUCGUGGAGGGAGCCCAGCCCCGACGUGUGGAGCAUCGAGGAGGAGCCAGAGGACUCUAGUGCCCUCAAGGCGGCAGAGGAUAAGAAGAAGGCGGCAGAGGGCAAGCCCAAAAAACGGGUGAGGUUUGUGCUACCUGCGGAGGAGUCGUUUCAUUGA